Amphimedon queenslandica is the source of this 630-nucleotide messenger RNA. RefSeq lists its product as uncharacterized. Gene Ontology annotation, biological process: mitochondrial proton-transporting ATP synthase complex assembly. The transcript has a single exon. Lineage: Eukaryota; Metazoa; Porifera; Demospongiae; Haplosclerida; Niphatidae. The coding region runs from base 1 to 630 and encodes 209 amino acids. The record is from RefSeq and is a predicted model, not a curated record. Gene Ontology annotation, cellular component: mitochondrial membrane.
AUGCGUGUACUCUUCUCCUUCUCAUCUCGUUUAUGCAGUAGAACCAGGCUCCCAACUAGAGGAGUAUUAUCUAUAGCUCUCAGAUCAUUAAAUGCAUUACCACCAUCAGCUCCUUCGCCUCCUAUUUCCAAGUAUGUCCGGUUUUUGACCACGCCCCAAUCUUCACCCACUCCAGUCUAUGUUGGUCCUCUCUCAAAGCCUAUCCGACUCUUAAAGAUAUUUUCAAUGACGACGGCAGCUCUCACCGUCUCUCUAUCUCCAGUCCUCGUUUAUUUUGGUAAUCCUGCAACCCCAUUGGUCGCCCGUGUUGCCAUGUCAACCAUUGUCCUAAUGGCGGGCGUGUCCACUACCCUACUGCUCCACUGGUUUGUUAAGAGUUAUAUCACACGUAUGUAUUAUGACAGGGGGAGUGGUCAAGUGAGAGCUUUCACUUUCGAUAUGAUCGGCCGUGAGAAAGAAAGCAUUUUCCAUGUCUCUGAAACCGCACCUCCUACAAAAGCAACAAGCCUCAGUACAUUCCAAGCUAAAGACCGGGUCUAUUACCUUCACGCUAAUAUAUUCGAUGACAUUGAUUUGUUAUUGAAGCUUGCAGGACCGGACGUGUUCUUUGGCGAAUCACCCAGACACUAG